Messenger RNA from Amaranthus tricolor (Joseph's coat), 4871 nucleotides. Its product is annotated as glucose-6-phosphate 1-dehydrogenase, chloroplastic-like. NCBI's taxonomy places the organism in Eukaryota, Viridiplantae, Streptophyta, Magnoliopsida, Caryophyllales, Amaranthaceae. Gene Ontology annotation, cellular component: chloroplast stroma. Gene Ontology annotation, molecular function: NADP binding; glucose-6-phosphate dehydrogenase activity. Gene Ontology annotation, biological process: pentose-phosphate shunt, oxidative branch; glucose metabolic process. The transcript is spliced from 10 exons. The coding region runs from base 313 to 2097 and encodes 594 amino acids. The record is from RefSeq and is a predicted model, not a curated record.
GCAAGUAUCAAUCAUCAUAAUAAAAACAUUUAUAAGUAAUAAACAAUGUUUAGCACAUGGAUUAUUAGACCACAAGAGAAUUCCUAAUUGUAAUUGGCCUUCUCUAACCCCUCGAUGAUUCCGAACUUCCACCAAGCCCCUUUAUGCCCUUCAAUCAUCAAUUUACCUAAACCCUAAAUUAAACCCCCUGGAUGAUCAUAUUUGUUUUUAUGCAUUCCCAAUUUGAAUUUUAUUUUGUUUGAUUGAAAGCUGAAAGAAACAAAAAAAAAAAAAAAAAAAAAAAAAAAAAAAAACUGUAUUGAACAAGAAAAAAUGGCUACUCUUUUUUCACCUGAUUAUGCUUUAUAUUCUUCUUCAUCAUUAGAAUCUCGAGAUAGGAAUCUUGGAAUCGUCAAAAUUUCUUCGAUUUCAAAAAAAUCUACCCAGAAAAUAUCAGUAUUCAAACAUCAACCUAGAAGAAACCCAAUUUCAUAUGCUGUUCGAAUGCAAGAUGGUGCAAUUGCCACAAAUAUAACUCCUGUUGAAAAUAACAUUAAAUCAAUGAAGUCUUUGAAAGAUGGAAUAUUAUCAGCCACAUCUUCCCAGGAAAACAGUGAUUUGUCUGGGUUUGAUGUGAGAAAGGAUGAGUCAACUGUCAGUAUCACAGUUGUUGGGGCCUCAGGGGACCUGGCCAAGAAGAAGAUAUUUCCUGCACUUUUUGCUCUUUAUUAUGAAGAUUGUUUACCUAAGCAUUUCACUAUAUAUGGUUAUGCUAGAAGUAAGAUGACUGAUGAGGAACUUAGAAAUAUGGUUAGCAAGACUCUUACAUGCAGAAUUGAUAAGAGUGAGAACUGUGGUGAGAAGAUGGAGGAAUUUUUGAAGAGGUGUUUCUAUCAAUCUGGUCAGUAUGAUUCUAGUGAAAACUUUGCUGCGCUAGACAAGAAGCUUAAGCAACAUGAGGCUGGGAGGUUUGCUAAUCGCCUAUUCUAUUUGUCAAUCCCCCCAAACAUAUUCAUAGAUGCAGUAAGAUGUGCAAGUUCAUCGGCAUCUUCAACAAAUGGGUGGACUCGGGUAAUUGUCGAGAAACCUUUUGGUCGAGACUCGGAAUCAUCUGCUGCUUUGACUAGAGGACUAAAACAAUUCUUGAAGGAAGAUCAGAUCUUUAGGAUUGAUCAUUAUCUUGGGAAGGAACUUGUAGAAAACUUGUCUGUCCUUCGCUUCUCCAACCUCAUCUUUGAGCCUUUGUGGUCGAGGCAGUAUAUUAGAAAUGUUCAGUUCAUAUUUUCCGAGGAUUUUGGCACUGAAGGACGCGGAGGGUAUUUUGAUCACUACGGGAUCAUUAGAGAUAUCAUGCAGAAUCAUUUGCUACAAAUAUUGGCCCUUUUUGCAAUGGAAACUCCGGUUAGCUUGGAUGCAGAAGAUAUCAGAAACGAAAAGGUGAAAGUUCUUCGGUCAAUGAGGCCGCUGCAACUUGAUGAUGUCGUGAUAGGACAGUACAAGAGCCACACUAAAGGAGGGGUUACUUACCCAGGCUACACCGAAGACGAGACUGUACCCAAAGACAGCUUAACACCAACAUUUGCUGCUGCUGCCCUAUUUAUAGAUAAUGCAAGAUGGGAUGGCGUGCCUUUCCUGAUGAAGGCCGGAAAAGCACUGCAUAAUCGGAGGGCGGAAAUAAGAGUUCAAUUUAGACAUGUACCGGGAAAUAUAUAUGACAAAAAUUUCGGGACAAAACUUGAUCAGUCAACAAAUGAGCUUGUGAUUCGAGUGCAGCCCGAUGAAGCUAUUUAUUUAAAGAUCAAUAACAAGGUUCCUGGUUUGGGCAUGAGAUUGGACCGCAGCACUCUCAAUCUUCAUUAUGCGGCAAGGUAUGCAAAUGAGAUUCCAGAUGCCUAUGAGAGGCUUCUACUUGAUGCAAUAGAAGGAGAAAGGAGACUGUUUAUCCGUAGUGAUGAACUUGAUGCUGCUUGGGCACUUUUCACCCCGCUUCUAAAAGAACUCGAACAGAAGAAAGUGAAUCCUGAAUAUUAUCCUUACGGAAGUAGGGGUCCCGUUGGGGCACACUAUCUUGCUGCCAGACAUAACGUUCAAUGGGGUGAUCUCGGUUUAGACCAGUAAGUGUCCUAUUCUCAAUAUAUUUAUAUUAGACGGAACUCCAUAGUAUACAUCACUGUUUAUCCGUUAGCGAAAUCAUUUGCUCGAUUAAGAUACUAUGAUAGACGAACAAAUGCUUCUAUUAGACGGAACUCCAAUCAACCUUUCAUUUUAGUUCCGUUUAAUCUAUGUCGGGUGCUUCCAUUAUGAAAUAAAUGGUAGAAAAGUGAGACUUGCCGAUUCUUUGCUGUACAAAGCCGGUCAGAAUCUGGCUUACCCUCAAAGUAUACUUGACCGAGAUCGUAUUGUACUUCUGUUUAUCGUACGUUGCAAAAUCAUCGUAUGCACGAAUGAAAGGAUGGUUGAAUCAUCGUAUGCACGAAUGAAAGGAUGGUUGUACCUCAUGCCUCGCCCUUUUAAGUUUUGGAUCCUGGAAAUGAGCAAAGACAUCCUUGUUCUUUACUUCCUUCUGCUUUACUGGUUUGAUUAGUUGCUGAUUUGAUUGAAGAUUGAUACAAGCUUGAGGAUACACCUACCGGCUACUGGCUGCAACUUGUUCAUCCAUCGUGCUUUUAUUGUUUUAUUUGUCCCAUUUCUCGUUUCGUGCUUGUCAAUGCACUUAUCCAUCCCGUAUUAUUUUUAAUUGUGCAUAAUUAGCAAUUAUGAAUAGUUGAGAAUCAAGGGUUGCCUAGUGUUCUUCGGCCUUACCCCAAGUUGAAAAAAAUAGGAAAAAGAAAGUGAAAAGUUGAUACUAAUUACAAUAAAAUGAAUCGAACAAGAUUUCUAAUGAGUUAUGACUAUAUUUUAUUUUAAAGAUUUAAAUAAAAUAUAAAUUAAAAGUAAUCAGUAAAAAAUAUGUGCAACUUUAUAUAUAAAUGUUAAGUGUACCUGGUAGACUACUAGUUUAGUGAAUGGAUUAGUUAUUUUUAAGCGAUCUCUCAGCCCUCAAGAUGAGGUUUAAGUAGUUGCCAGUGCCACAUUCUCUCUGACGUGGAUUAUCAACCAUAUUGUAGAUAAGGUUCUGGCAGAUCAUUUGGAAUUGGAUCACGCAUAUAUAAUUACUCAUUUUGUUUUUUUUUUAAAUUAGUACUAUUUGACUUAAAAAAUUCAUAUAUUUUUGAGCCCGUGUAAUUUUAAAGGCCACAAAGACUGUAUUAUAUAUCACGAGAAAAUAUAAAUAUUAUAGACUAUACUUUUAAGUAAAUAAUUUAAUGUUUAUUUAGUGUUUUUUGGAUUGUGCUAUUCAUUAAGUAUUAUUUUUUCUCUGACUCUUUAAGUUUUAUUAUAAUACUUAAAAACAUUUUGUAUAUUUGAGUUUUAUGAUAUAAAUUCAAAAGAAUGGAGAAAGUAUUACUGUCGAAAUAGAUUCUCAGAAUUUAAUUUAAUUAAAAAUGGAUUUAGUUAGCUAUUUUGAAUAUAUUUGAAGCGACCAUUAAUGAGAAAAUAAAUUGAAAAUGGGAUUUCAAAAGCAAUAUUAAAUUAAAAGUAUAUCUCCAAAAAAGAUUUGUGAGUAGUGGGAGAAAUAUGUGAAUGAACUAAAAAUCUUAGCUACAUAUGUCAAUGAUAAUUAAGAGAAAAUGUAAAUCAUAACUAAAAAUAAAAAUAGAACAAAUUUAAUAGUACGAAUUAAAAAAAUAGAGCAAAGAAAAUAGUUGGUUGUAAAGGUGAACAAACAAAUUUCAUUGAGAAAGUAAUCAACUCAAUUAUCAAAUACUCUCUCUAUCCCUAAUCAGCACCAUUUUUAUUUUAAUCAAUCUCGUUAAUAUUAUAUUUUUUUUUCUUUUUUAACAAUGAUCACACUCUCCUUCUAUCUCAUUUAUAACCACUUAAUCUCAUUCUCUUAAUCCAUCUUAACCACUCGUUUGUAUCAUCUUUUUGUUACUUGUUUUAGUUUCUAAUUUAAUUCUUUUUAUGAAUUUUAAACCAAAAAAUAAAUAAUACUAAUUGAGAUGGAUAGAGAAUAUCAAUAUUAUAUAUCAAUAUCAUGGAAUAACGGUCCAUACCACGAUGUUGUUAAUGUAGGUGCAUGGUAGAAUAAUCCACCUCUUAUGAGUGGAAUAGUGAUCCUUUCGAUCCAUCUUUGUCAUAUAAAUCUUUAGCCUCCAUUAUGUAAUAAGGUGUAAGCACUAACUUUGAAUGGUUCUUUUCAAAGAAGCUUUCUAGCUUAUCAUGUCAUGUUCAUACAUUUGAUCAAAGGAUGAGAUAAACUUCUAUCAUUCAUUUAUGUCCUCUAAAAAAUAGCUCAUAAUAUAAAAUUUUAAUUGAAAUAUUCACUGAUGUAAAAAAAAUGUUAAAAAAAUAUACACAUAUUACAAUUAAUUUUUACGAUACAUGUAAUAACUUAGAUUUGAUAAAUACACGAUAGUAGUCAUGAAAAAUAUAAAAAAUAAAGACAAUUAGAUGCACAAAGUAUACUGCAAGAGAAAGUCAGAAGAAAAAUCACAUAAUAUAUAAACUAUAAAGACAUAAGACACAUUUUAUUUUAUAUUUUUCAAGAACCUACUUUCAAAACUCAAAUCCGUAACCUUUUAAUUAAAAAACUUUCUAAGUUUUCACUUCAUAAAAUUAUUUAGACCAUAAACUUCAUAAGGUUUCCCUACAAGUAAGACCUAACUUGUUGGAACACUAGAAUACUGAAAAUGAGACUAUGGAGAUCACACAAAAAAUCAGAUGUCCCAAAUAUUAGGACACAAAUAAAUGAAAUUUUUAUGUUCCUUAAUCAUGUGCCUUUCAUCUUCAACAAUGUUUAUAGUUUAAUACUAUUUUCCAUCUUAUUUAUUUUUUUAACAUUAUUCAUU